Chelonoidis abingdonii (Abingdon island giant tortoise) is the source of this 3727-nucleotide messenger RNA. The record is from RefSeq and is a predicted model, not a curated record. NCBI's taxonomy places the organism in Eukaryota, Metazoa, Chordata, Testudines, Testudinidae.
UUCAAUUUUCGGUGUUGUCAGCUGCCCGUAUUCUGACGUCAACUUGAACAAAGAACGUAUCUUACCGGAUCGUUUAAGUGGAGAGAUGCCACUAGCCAGUCCAUCUGUCCCCAAGAACAGAAAGACAGAAGUAAAUGAAAGAUCAGCCUCUCCUGUAAUCAAUGACAGAAAAUGUCCUAGCCCUGGUCACACUGGCUCAAAAUCUUCAGCUCAUAACCGAUCAUCUGGGAAAUCUGUGUCAGAGACAACAAAGCAAGAAGAUACGGAAAAUAAAUCUCCUUGCAAAGAGCUUCUAUUAUGUGAUGCCAAAGACAAGAAACCCUCUAGAGGAGGGCAGCAAGCUAAGGACUCUGCUGAAAAGGAAGAGUGUGAAGAAGAGAAGACAGAAAAUGAGCUGUCAACCUUAAAUGAAACUAGAGACAUAGAAGAACCCAGCAGCCAGAAGCCUCUUCCUCAGCCAGUUUUCUUGUCUUCCAAGUUCCAAAUCCCAUGCCUACCCUUGCGCUGGGAACAGCAAAGCAAGCUCCUUCCAAGUGUGGCUGGAAUCCCUGCCAGUAAAGUUUCCAAAUGGAGUACAGAUGAGGUUUCUGAAUUCAUACGGAGCUUACCAGGAUGUGAAGAACAUGGCAAGGUGUUCAAAGACGAGCAAAUUGAUGGAGAAGCAUUUCUACUAAUGACCCAAGCAGACAUAGUCAAGAUAAUGAGCAUUAAACUGGGACCAGCCCUAAAAAUCUUCAAUUCCAUUCUGAUGUUCAAAGCUGCAGAGAAAAACUCACACAAUGAACUUUGAGAUGAAUGGAAAUUGUUUAGAAGCCAGUUUUCUCCGCUGGAACUCAUGUUUUAUUCAAAGCACAAAGACUUGCUAGAAUUGUCAAGUAAGAACUCUAAGAAAGGAAGAAAAAUUAGUCAGCACUGGUGGACUAUUUAUACUCCGAGAGCCAGUACACCUGAACUCUUCUGGAAUGUGUUUGAGCUUUUAACAAGGUACUGUAUAACAACUGCAUCAGCUAGUCUUAUUUGCCAUACGUAUGGCGCUGAUUCUCUCAUGAACUGUUAGUAUUUCUAAUUUUAUUCAGGCGUCAAGAAAACCUUCACUAAUUAUUUAUCCUAUAUUAAAAUAAGAAAAAUGUUAAUAUGAUCUAAGAAUUCCUGAAGUAUAUUUCACAUAUCCGUUUUCCUUUUCAGUAGCCUUCACUUCCUAUUAUCAAAACAAAACUGAUUAGCCAAAAAUUAGGCUACAAGUAGCCAGCUGAGACUGUUAUGGCUAAUGUUAAUUUUGUACCAUAAUUUAAAAUGCAGUGCUUAUGCUACAUAAGUAACACUUUGCUACAGUGUAUAACUUUACAGUUUAUAAAAUUGUCGACUUGCUAGUAAAACAUUUGGGGUUGAAAUUAGCUUUUUUGAUAACUGAAUGUUUUUACUUUUGCACGAUACAAAAAUGUUGAGUUUUUUCCACCAGCAUCUUUAGUGUAACUUACCAAAAGACCAAUAAAGGAGAUGACUGCGACUGAAAAAUAAAGCUUAAUUUCCAUAGAAUACCUUUGGUCAUGUUGCACCAUGGUGCUCCCAUCUUUCUACAUAAGGGAGCCCACUAUGUUAUACAGCACAUGAAGGAACAUUAUAUAUAUAUAUAGGCAAGAAUAUAAACAAAAACGGAAAAUAUUUUCCUAAAUCUGUUUAUGCUAAUCUCUAGUAGUUAUUGCAAUAAUGGAAAAGAAUGGAAUGCUGAGAUGGGACCUCAAAGAUUUCACACUCAUGAGCCCCUUGAAAGUCACCAUGAUUCAAGAAAAAUCUUUGCAGGCAGAGGAGUGAUUAAAGUGAGUAAGAAAAGGGAUAUUCAAAAGGAGUGUGGUGCUCACUAGUUAAGGCAUAGAUUUCACCAGUUUGUUAGCAGGACUAAGGUGUCCUACAGCAGGCAUUUAGGUAAGAGACUCUUCUUGAAGGAUUGUUAUGAGCAUUUGGCAGGUAAGGUGUUGCACUCAGUAUAUAAAUCACAAUAUAGAGCAGAUGCACUUUAAGAUAGAAAAGGCCUAGCUACCUGAAAACUGAGGACUGACCUGGAACAUUCCUGGUGAGAAUUUUCUUCACAGGAGGAGGGUGGUUAGUUGGAGAAGUUUUCCCCAUACAAUCUCUUAUUCCUGGUCUUUUUGGGGGCGGAGGGGAGGGGAAGGAGGAGAACAUUCAGCUUUUUAAUUCAGAACAAAUAGAACAUUUCUGUCACACACAAGUCUGGGAAAAUCUUCCUAUCAUUUUUCCUAAUUUCUCUUUCAUGAGGUGAAAUUCCUCAAAGGUUUUCAAGAGCUCCGUGUGCCACUUGCAGAACAGUUAGGUGACUGGUACCUGCCAUAAUUCCAAGUAAAACAGUGUCAGUCUGACGUAAGUUGCAUUGCUCUAUAAUCUCCUUCCAUAGCAUUGCAUAAAUAAUAUUUUUAUAUUUUGUUCAAAAUUUGUACACUUGAACUGCAAUCUUAUUGUAUCAACAAUACAAAAUAAAAUUUGAAUUGGAGAAGCUUGUUAUGUUCGUGUACUUCACAAUUGAACUGUUCAGUCUGACAAUGUGGAUGUUGUUAAAAUGAAAGCCUUAUUCAAUAGAUUACAAAUACUUUUUCCCUCUUACCUUUAAUAAGAGGAUUUUUAAUGGUGUUUGUGCCAUGGUAUUAAGCAGGCUGAGGUCUCUGUAUACCUAAUCCUCAAUAUUGUUUAACACUGUUUAAUGUUAGACAGUGAUUAGGACCUAAAGUGUUAAUAAAUAUACAGAAGCUGGCAUCUUGGCAUAGGAGAUGUUUGUUUUAAAAUUCUUAAAUGUUUUGAGCUUGUUAGCUUUGCAUGUUUCUCUUGAACUUUUAAUGUUUUUGCUUUUAAAAAAACUUGUUUUAAAGAUUUUUUGUAUCUUUUAACAGACUUUUUUUUGGUGGGUGGGAGGCAUCUUUUAUUUUGAUGUUGGGGUUUAAAGGUUCAACAAAAAAGUGUUUCAGAAAAAACAAAAGUGGUCAAAUGAAGUGUUGAAGGUUAAAUUGCUAAAGCAGACUUUUACUUAACAACUUUGAUAACCCGCUUGUUAACAAAAUGCCAGCUUGAUUCAGGGCUGCUACUGCAUUAACUGUGAAUUAAAUCUCAAAGCACCAGAACCCAAACUUUUUGUAAUUGUUUUUGAAAAUUUUUCCCCUUGUUUUUGCAGUGUUUUUUUCCAGAUUUCAAUGUCAAUUUAAAAAAUAUUGCUGUUCUGUGCACAUGAGAUGGCACAGUCCAACUCUUGGAGGUUAGAUUCCCAUGACGGGCCCGCAACUGGUGGUGGUAAAAGAAUUGGACAGGAUCUGCCCAACUAAAAUGCAUGUGGAUUUUUACCACCUUUCGGUGUUGCAAAUGGCUCAUGAAUGCAAAAUUGUUUCCAAAAGAACAUAAUUUUGUUGCUGCUUUUUAAAGGAAGCAACACACUUGGGUAAGAAUGCCAUCAGGCCUAACAUUUUUCUCCAAGUGAGCAAGUUUAACCACUAGUGCAUAACAUUUUCAUGGUUUAUGUAAAUUUACAGCUUUAACUGUGUAAGCGGCAAAAGAUGGGAGAAGUUUUUUCUAUCUUGACCCAUCCUAGACAUACAGCCAAAGAAGUGAUUGAUAGGAGUCUGGUUUGUUCUUAAAACUACUGCUGUUAUAUGUUUGUAAGAUGUUUGUUUUGUUUUAGCAACAAAUGAAGUGAGUUGUAAGUUCUUAAACUGUGUUAACAUCUGAA